AUGGAGGGUCCCCAUAUUCUGAACACACGCUGGUGUCUCUCCAGGUACACGGCAGAUCUUCUGGAGGUACUGAAAACCAAUUACAGCAUUCCCUCUGCCUGCUUCUCUCACCCUCCCACAGCAGCCCAACUUCUGAGAGCAUCGGGCCCUGUGGAAAUUUCUCUCACGGUCAUCAUGACCUUGCUUGCCCUGGGCUCAGUUGCCAUCUUCCUGGAGGAUGCUGUCUACCUAUACAAGAACACUUACUGCCCCAUCAAGAGGAAGACUCUGCUCUGGAGCAGCUCUGCACCCACGAUAGUGUCUGUGUUCUGCUGCUUUGGUCUCUGGAUCCCUCGUGCCCUCAUGCUCGUGGAAAUGGCCAUAACCUCGUUUUAUGCGAUGUGCUUUUACCUGCUGAUGCAGGUCAUGGUGGAAGGCUUUGGUGGGAAGGAGGCAGUAGUAAGGACACUGAAGGACACCCCAGUGAUGAUCCACACAGGCCCCUGCUGCUGCUGCUGCCCCUGCUGCCCACAACUCAUGCUCACCAGGAAAAAGCUUCAGCUGCUGAUGUUGGGCCCCUUCCAGUAUGCCUUCUUCAAGAUAACACUGAGCCUGGUGGGCCUGUUUCUCCUCCCUGAUGGCAUCUAUGACCCAGCAGAUAUUUCAGAGAAGAGCACAGCUCUAUGGAUCAACGUUUUCCUUGGUGUGUCCACCCUGUUAGCUCUGUGGACCCUGGGCAUCCUUUUUCGUCAAGCCAAGCUGCACCUGGGCGAGCAGAACAUAGGAGCCAAAUUUGUUCUGUUCCAGGUUCUCCUUAUUCUGACUGCCCUGCAGCCAUCCAUCUUCUCAGUCUUGGCCAACGGUGGGCAGAUUGCUUGUUCGCCUCCCUUUUCUUCUAAAAUCAGGUCUCAAGUGAUGAACUGCCACCUCCUCAUCCUGGAGACUUUUCUGAUAACCGUGCUCACACGAAUAUACUACCGAAGGAAAGAUGACAAGGUUGGAUAUGAACCUUUCUCUUCUCCAAACCUGGAUUUGAACCUCAAAGCUGGAGGUGGAUUGCUUGGACAAUGAAAGAGACACUGCACUCAUUAGAUGGGCACAAGAUUUCUUUACUGUUCCUCAGCUUUGACCAAAUGGGGAUGGAUUCCAUUGUCAGAGCAAGCUGGCUAAUGGUAUACACUUGACUGUAGACACGAAUGUGAACUAUGCAAUAGGAUGAAAUUGUUUUGGAUCUUGCCUGAGGAAGGUAUUUUAAGUUUUAUAAUAAACAAACAGGAUGGAGUUUGAUGUUCUACAA
Molecule: messenger RNA, 1276 nt
Organism: Aethalodelphis obliquidens (Pacific white-sided dolphin)
Lineage: Eukaryota; Metazoa; Chordata; Mammalia; Artiodactyla; Delphinidae
Gene: SLC51A
Product: solute carrier family 51 member A
Exons: 9
Coding region: 1-1050 (349 amino acids)
Source: RefSeq, a predicted model, not a curated record